Molecule: messenger RNA, 9602 nt
Organism: Sarcophilus harrisii (Tasmanian devil)
Lineage: Eukaryota; Metazoa; Chordata; Mammalia; Dasyuromorphia; Dasyuridae
Gene: LOXHD1
Product: lipoxygenase homology domains 1
Exons: 41
Coding region: 681-7520 (2279 amino acids)
Molecular function (GO): protein binding
Source: RefSeq, a predicted model, not a curated record
AGUUUCCUCAUCUGCCAAAUGAGGAGGUUGGACUCAAUGGCUUCUAAGGUCUUUUUAGCUCUAAACUUAUGAUCCCAUUAUCUUACCCAUGAUCUGUUUUCAGAAGGAGCUUAAGAGAGGUAUCAGCCAGAAAUUAAUGCCAGGGACCUCAUAACUCUAUUCAGGCCAAAGGGCAGAAGAGUCAGGGAGAAGGAAAGGAAAAGGGGAGUAAGAAAUUACAGUCAGCCUUGUGCACUGAUAAAUAAAUGAUGAUGCCCCAAAGGAGAAACCCCAGAGGUAGCUUGAGAUAGGGGAGGAGGAGCAGGUUGAAGAGAUAUAAGGAGGAAGAAGAGGGGGAGGAGAUGAGGGAAGGCCAAAGAUAAAACCCAGAGAAAACUGGUAGCUAGUGAAGUAAUCCACCACUGUAUGGUGAUGGUGCUGCUGACUGGAGAAGUAGCUUUGUUGGAGAAAGCAUAGGAGAUUGGAAGUGGGGAGAAAGGGCAAGAAAGAGAGGAAACCUGGGAAGAUCCCAUAUUGGUGCUUCCCUUCAGGAGUUGCAGGAUGAAUUGUAGAAGGGAAUUCUAAGAAGAGAGGAAUUCAGUCAAGGAACUGUUGGGGGGGGGGGAAAUGAAAGUAAGGCAAGAGCAGCUGAGCAAGGAAGAUCCAGGGCCAGAACCUCCUGGAAAUAGUAAGCUGGCAAAAUGAUGCCCCAGAGGAAGAAAAGGAAGAAAGAUAUUGACUUUUUAGCUCUGUAUGAGGAGGAGCUGCUGAAUUAUGAAUCUGAGGACGAAGAGGAGCUAGAACAUGAUUACUACAAGACCAGAGUGUAUGAAGUGAUCACUAUGACUGGUGAUGUCCGGGGUGCAGGAACCAAUGCCAACGUUUUCAUCACCAUUUUUGGGGAGAAUGGGUUAUCUCCCAAGCUCCAUCUCUCCAGCAAGAGCGAAUCUGCCUUUGAAAAAGCCAACGUGGAUGUGUUUCGUGUCAGAACCAACAAUGUUGGUGCCAUCUACAAAGUUAGAAUCGAGCAUGAUAACACUGGAAUGAGUCCCAGCUGGUUUUUGGACAGGGUCAUCCUGACUGACAUGAAGCGACCUCACCUCAAGCUCUAUUUCAACUGUACUAGUUGGCUGAGCAAAGUGGAGGGAGACCGCCAGUUGUGCCGGGACCUGUUGGCCAGCUUAACCCCUAUGGAUGUCCCCAGGUAUAACAAGUAUGAUAUCAAAGUCUACACUGGAGAUGUAAUUGGUGCUGGGACAGAUGCAGAUGUCUUCAUUAAUAUCUUUGGAGAAUAUGGUGACACAGGGGAACGGAGAUUGGAAAGUGAAAAAGACAACUUUGAAAAGGGGGCAGAAGAUAAGUUCACACUGGAUGCACCAGAUUUGGGACAGCUGAUAAAAAUCACCAUUGGCCAUAACAAUAAAGGUGGAUCUGCAGGCUGGUUCCUAUCCAAGAUUAUCAUUGAAGACAUUGGGAACAAAAGAAAAUAUGAUUUCCCACUUGACCGAUGGCUGGCUCUAGAUGAGGAUGAUGGCAAAAUCCAACGGGAUAUUCUGGUGGGAGGUGCUAUAACCACAGCUAUCUCUUACAUCGUUACAGUCGUAACAGGGGAUGUCCGGGGGGCUGGGACCAAGUCCAAGAUUUUCCUUGUCAUGUAUGGAGCCAGAGGAAAUAAGAACAGUGGGAAGAUCUUUCUGGAAGGAGGAGUAUUUGACAGAAAUCGGACAGACAUCUUCAACAUUGAACUCGCUGUCUUGCUCAGCCCCUUAAGUCGAGUUUCCAUUGGACAUGGCAAUGUAGGCGUCAACAGGGGCUGGUACUGUGAGAAGGUGGUGAUUUUGUGCCCAUUCACUGGCAUACAACAGACUUUCCCUUGCAAAAACUGGCUGGAUGAAAAGGAAGGUGAUGGGCUGAUUGAGCGGCAGCUCUAUGAAGUGGUGUCCCUGCGGAAGAAGAGGCUCAAGAAAUAUGCCUGGUCCCUCUGGGUCUGGACAAAUGACCUGAAGAAAGCUGCCUGUAAUGUUCCUGUUUUUAUUCAGCUUUAUGGACAGAAGGGACGAACAGAUCAAAUUCGUCUGAACCCAGGGCCACAGGGCUUUAAACCUGGCAAGCUUGACAAAUUCAGGCUUGACAUCCCAGAUCUUGGAAGAUUUUAUAAGAUCAGAGUCUGGCAUGAUAGCAAGAUUCCUGGUUCUGGAUGGCACCUAGUAAAGAUGACACUGAUGAAUACCCUAACAAAGGACAAGUAUAACUUCAACUGUAACCGCUGGCUGGAUGUCAAUGAGGAUGACUAUGAGACAGUGAGGGAGCUUACUGCAGAAGGUCCAACUGUUCGGAGGAUAAUGGGAAUGGCCCAGUAUCGAGUGACCCUGUGUACAGGAAACGUUGAAGGAGCAGGGACAAAUGCUCAAGCCUUUGUCUGCCUCUUUGGUGAUGCGGGAGAUACCGGGGAGCGCAGUCUGAAUAGCAUCAUCUGCAGGAACAACACUGAUAUAUGUCAAAAAGGCAAUGCAGAUGAGUACACCAUUGAAGCAGUUACCCUGAGAAAAGUGAAAAGAGUCAGAGUUGGGCAUGAUGGCAAAGGAGGGAGCAGCGGCUGGUACCUGGAGCGAGUGUUAGUGAGAGAAGAAGGGCAGCCAGAGAGUGAUAAUGUGGAAUUCCCAUGUAACAGAUGGCUUUGCAGGGAUCAGGAUGAUGGCCAGUUGAUCCGAGAAUUAUUACCCAGUGACAGCAAUGCAACAUUAAAAAAUUUCCGCUAUCAUAUUAGCAUCAAGACGGGAGAUGUGGGAAAUGCUAGCACUGACUCUAAAGUCUAUAUCAAACUCUAUGGAGAAAAGAGAGACACCAUUAAGCAGAUCCUCCAGGUCUCAGAUAAUAAUCUGGGCGAUCAUUUUGAGCGUCGCCGUGUUGAUGAAUUCACUCUUGAGACUAUGGACAUUGGAGAGAUCAACCGGCUUAUUAUCGGCCAUGACAGCUCGGGCAUGAGUGCAGGCUGGUUUUUGGGCAGCAUUCAGAUUCGGGUGCCCCGCCAAGGCAAGAAAUACACAUUUCCUGUCAAUCGCUGGUUGGACAAGAAUGCAGCUGAUGGCCGCACAGAAGUGGAGCUGUACCCCAGUGAGGUUCAGGAGAUUGAUCAAUUGAUCCAUUAUGAGGUGGAGAUUGUGACCGGGGAUAUGGGCAAUGCAAGCACCAGUGCCCGGGUCUACAUGCAGAUCUACGGAGAAGACGGCAAGACCGAAGUGCUCUUUCUCAAAAGCCGCUCAAAAGUCUUCCAGCGGGGAAACAAGGACACCUUUCAGCUAGAGGCAGCAGAUGUGGGUGAGAUCUUCAAGAUCCGCGUGGGCCACACGGGCGAGGGCUUCGGGUCUGGCUGGUUCGUGGAUACAGUGGAGUUGAGACGGCUGGUGCUACAGGAGGUGGAAGUCACCCCGGAGGAAGAAGCCCGGAAAAAGAAGGAGAAGGACAAACUGCGGCAGCUGCUGAGGAAGGAGAGACUUAAGGCCAAGGAGCAGAAGAAGAAGAAAAAGAAAAGCAGCGAUGUGGAGUCUGAGGAAGAGGAAUCUUCAUCCGAGGAGGAGUCUUCAGAGGAAUCGGAAGAGGAGACCGAGAUGGAGGACGAAGAGGAAGAAUUUGGUCCAGGCAUGCGGGAAGUGGUCGAUGUCUAUAAGUUUCAAGCUAAUCGAUGGCUGGCCACGGAUGAGGAGGAUAACGAUCUGGUCAUGGAGUUGGCCCCCUCGGGAAGAUCCGGUCCUGAGCCCAAUACCUAUGAAGUCCAGGUGAUCACAGGGAAGAUGCCCAAAGGUGGCACUGAUGCCAAUGUCUACCUGAACAUCUAUGGGGAAGAAUAUGGUGAUACUGGCGAGCGAGCUUUAAGAAAAUCAGACAAAUCUAAUAAGUUUGAACAAGGACAGACAGACACAUUCAUCAUCAACGCCAUUGACCUGGGGCCCUUAAAGAAGAUUAGGAUUCGCCAUGAUAACUCUGGCAAUGCCUCUGGCUGGUUUCUUGAUCGAGUGGACAUCACGGACCAAAAUAAUGAAACCACGUACUACUUCCCGUGCCAACGCUGGCUGGCAGUCGAUGAAGACGAUGGGCAGCUCUCCAGGGAGCUGAUCCCAGUGGAUGAGUCAUAUAUCCUGAAGGACGAGGGGAAUGAAGAGGAAGAGGGCGAGGGAGGAGGAGGAGGAGCUGAAGAUGCUGGGCUUGCCAACCUGGCCCUGGAUAUGAAAGAUAAAUCCACCAUGUAUUCAGUGACCGUGAAGACUGGUGACAAGAAGAGAGCGGGCACGGACGCCAACGUCUUCAUCACUCUUUUUGGCACAGAUGAUGAUACAGGAACAAUUCUCUUGAAGUCUUCCAAGUCCAGCAACAAGGACAAGUUUGAGAGAGGGAGCAUUGAAAUCUUCACGGUGGAUGCAUUUUACCUUGGAGAGCUUCAGAAAAUCAGGAUUGGUCAUGACAAUACAGGCAAGUCCCCAGGCUGGUUUGUGGACUGGGUAGAAGUAGAUAUGCCAUCCCUAGGAAAAUGCUUGACGUAUCCCUGUGGACGAUGGCUAGGAAAAGAGGAAGAUGAUGGGUCCACUUACCGGGAUCUUUUCCACGCAGAGCUCCAGACCAAAACUUACACUCCAUAUAUUCCCUAUGAGAUAACCAUCUAUACCAGUGAUGUCUUUGCUGCCGGUACAGAUGCCAGCAUCUUCAUUGUGAUCUAUGGCUGUGACGGCAUCUGCACCCAACAGAAGUACCUGUGCACCAGCAAAAGAGAGCAGAAGGCAUUUUUUGAGAGAAAUUCUGUCUCCUGCUUCAUUGUGGAGAUGGAGGAUGUGGGAGAAGUCAUUGAAAAAAUUCGGAUUGGACAUGACAAUGCAGGCAUGAAUGCUGGGUGGCACUGUGAUCAUGUGGAUAUCCGAAGACUCCUGCCAGAUAAAGAUGGAUCAGAGACUGUGACAUUUGCCUGUGAUAGAUGGCUUGCCACUUCUGAAGAUGAUAAGAAGACCAUCCGAGAACUGGUUCCAUUUGAUAUGUUUACUGAGAAAGUGAUGAAAGAUGGGUCUUUAAGACAAAUUUAUAAGGAAAUAGAGGAACCUUUGGACAUUAUUCUGUAUUCAGUGCAGAUCUUCACUGGGAAUAUACCUGGAGCUGGCACAGAUGCGAAGGUCUUCAUCACAAUCUAUGGAGACCUUGGUGACACAGGGGAAAGGUACCUUGGCAAAUCAGAAAACAGGACUAACAAAUUUGAAAAAGGAACGGCUGACACCUUCAUCAUAGAAGCUGCUGACCUUGGCGUUAUAUAUAAGAUCAAGCUCCGCCAUGACAACAGCAAGUGGUAUGCUGAUUGGUAUGUGGAGAAGGUUGAAAUCUGGAAUGAUACCAAUGAGGAUGAAUUUCUAUUCCUCUGUGGACGUUGGCUGUCCUUGAAGAAGGAGGAUGGGCGCUUGGAACGACUUUUUUAUGAGAAGGAAUAUGAAGGCGAUCGGAGCAGCAAUUGCAGCAGCCCUGCUGACUUCUGGGAGAUGACUCUCAGUUCCAAGAUGAGUGAAAUCGAUAUAGAUACUGUGACUGGUCCUCUGGUGAACUAUGUUCAGGAAGGUCCACUGAUUCCUUACCAUGUGACCAUUACCACGGGUGAACAGAAAGAUGCAGCCACUGAAAGCCGUGCCUUCAUCAUCAUUAUUGGAGAGGAUGAUGAGGUGUCCAAUCGCAUCUGGCUGGAUUACCCUGGGACGAAGAAGGGUUUCACCUCUGGUUCUGUGGAGAAGUUCUAUGUUGUAGGCCUGGAUGUAGGAGUCAUCAAGAAAAUAGAGCUGGGCCAUGAUGGAGCCUCGCCAGAGAGCUGCUGGCUGGUAGAGGAGUUGCGUGUUGCUGUGCCUACCAAGGGGAGCAUGUACACUCUGCGAUGUAACUGUUGGCUGGCCAAGGAUCGUGGUGAUGGUCUGACCUCCAGUGUCUUUGACCUCCUGGAUGCUAUGUUUGUGAACAUUGGUGUGAAGAUCAUGUAUGAAAUGACCGUGUGGACAGGUGACAUCGUUGGAGGUGGCACUGAUUCCAACAUUUUUAUGACACUUUAUGGUGUCAAUGGGAGCACAGAAGAAGUGCAGUUAGACAAAAAGAAAGCUCGAUUUGAGCGAGGACAGAACGACACUUUCAUUAUGGAGAUUGAUGAUAUUGCUCCAUUCACAAAGAUGCGGAUGCGACUGGAUGGGCUGGGCAACCGACCAGAGUGGUUCCUGGACAAGGUUCUCCUGAAGAACAUGGAUAAUGGAGACCUGACAAUGUUCUACUAUGGUGAGUGGUUAUCUGAGAGGAAGGGUGAAAAGAAGACCUUAGUCUGUGAGAUGUGUGCAGUGAUUGAUGAGGAAGAGAUGAUGGAGUGGACAUCCUACACAGUUACGGUCAAGACCAGCAACAUUUUUGGAGCCGGCACUGAUGCCAAUGUGUUCAUCAUCAUCUUUGGAGAGAAUGGAGACAGUGGUACCCUGCCCCUGAAGCGAUCCAAAAAUUUUAACAAGUUUGAGCGCAAUGGGACAGACACAUUCACCUUCACAGACAUGCUGAGCCUUGGUCAUCUUUGCAAGCUGAGGGUCUGGCAUGACAACAAAGGCUUAUUUUCUGGCUGGCAUCUGAACUACGUAGAUGUGAGGGAUAACUCCCGGGAUGAGACAUUUCGCUUCCCAUGUGAACGCUGGCUAUCAAAAAGCGAGGACGACAGACAGACAGUCCGAGACUUGCGCUGUGCCAACAAUGAGAUCUUGGAGGAGAUGGAGGAAACCACUUAUGAGAUCGUCAUAGAAACCGGCGAUUCAGAUACCAGGGAGAAUGCCUGGAUAGUUCUGGAAGGAAGAAAGGACCGAUCCAAAGAAUUCCUCAUAGAAAACAGCCCUAGGCACAGAGUGUUUAGAAAAGGCACCACUGAUAAAUUUGAAUUUGACAGCAUCUAUGUGGGUGACAUAGCAGCCCUGUGUUUGUGGCAUAUGCCCAGAGAAGGACAGAGGAUGCCUCCCAGGGAGAUACUCUGGCAUGUAAAGACCAUCACCAUCACAGAGCUGGAGUUCAACAAUGUGUAUUUUUUUAACUGUGACUACAAAAUUCCCCUAAAGAAAAAGAAAAAAUACUUCAAGGUGUUUGAGGUCACCAAGGUGACUGAGAGCUUCGCCAGCAAGAUCCAGAGCUUGGUCCCAGUCAAGUAUGAGAUCAUAAUCACAACAGGUUAUGAACCUGGAGCCGGCACAGAUGCCAAUAUCAUGAUCACCAUCUUUGGGGCCAAUGGUGACACAGGGAAACGGGAGCUCACUAGGCGUUUGCGCAACCUCUUUGAGAGAGGCCGGACUGAUCGCUUCUUUUUAGAGACUCUGGAGUUGGGGGAGCUGCGCAAGGUGAGGCUGGAGCACGAUGGAAAAGGCCCCAGCUCGGGCUGGCUGGUGGAGAGGGUGGAGGUCACCAACACCAGCAAUGGAGUAGCUACGAUCUUUGCCUGUGGGAAAUGGCUAGACCCAAAGAAGGGAGAUGGGCUGACAUGGAGAGACCUCUUCCCUUCCGUCUGAGGAAUAGUGAUGAUGCCCUUCUAUUUGCCAUGGGAGGCAUCCAGAACUCAUCUGGUCAUUCCAAAGCCUCUCUUCUCUGUAUCAUUGGUGCCAUUUGGCAUGGUGUUCCCUGAACACGAAGACAACAAAAUAAGCUCUGAGUUUUCUUUUGGGAUUCACUCCUGAUUUGCAGUGCAACCUAGGACAACUUAUUUGCCUAUUUAACAAAAACAAUUGUUUUUGUCACCCAACAAGCAUUUAUUUAGCACUCAUUCUGCCUCCAGAUACUAUACUAAGCUUCUGUGGAUACAAAGAAAGGUUAAAAAAAAUAUGGUGCCUUUCCUCAUGAAACUCAUUCUAAUAAGGGAUAUGUACCUAAUAAGGUUAUGUACAAGCUGUAUCAGAAUAGAUAGAAGUUUGUUAGGUGGGUUAUGGCUUUAGCAGGGAAAGGCAUUGGGUCCCAUGUUGAGUGGGUCCCAUUUUUCAAUGUUGCGUUUUAUACAGAGGGUUUUUUAGCCAAGGGAUGGAUGAAGGAAGGGAGGGGAAGACAUGUUGUCCAAUUUAUUUUAUUCAUUUGGCUUUGAAAAUGUCAAUCCCUAGUAAAGUUAAAGGCAAAAAAGCCCACCUCAUUAGGAGACAAAGGAAACUUGAGUUCAAAUCCAAGUUCUACUACUGACUGACUUCAUGAUCUUGAAUAAGUACUCUUUGGAUCUCAUUUUCUCAUAGGUAAAAUAUAGUUGGGCAAGAUAAUCCAUCUCUCAGAUCCCUGGUGGAUCUAAAAGCCCUCACCUAGGCCCCCUUCUCUUAAUCUUCUUACCUGGGUUUAAUUAUCAUCUCUUUGUAGAUGACUCCCAGAUCUAGUUAUCCUUCCUAAUCCUAUGAUCCUUUGGUAGAUAGUAGUAUGGUGGAAGGCUCAUCUGCCCAUCUUCUGCCCUCCAAUGCUCCACAUUCCCAAUAUCCUAGUUUAUUCCCCUUCUCUAAGACAGAGGUCAUGUGUUGGGAGGGCUAGACUAGGACACGCCAUAGGAUAUGGAUGGGGAUUGGGGCUUUACCCAAAAGAGGCAAGAGGAGAGAAGGGAAAGUUGAGGUGGUCAAAUUUUAAGCCAUAUUUAAUUAACGCUUUAAAAAGGAAAGUUGGAACUGAAACAUUAAAUGCUGACCAACCCCCACAAUGGCAAGUAUUGAGGAUGCUAAGAAGCUGUCUUUUUUUCUGUUCCAAUAAAUCCAGUGUCAAGCAGAAGAAAAUGGUUGUGGAAAAUGUUUUUUUUUUGUUGUUGUUGUUCAGUGAUUUACAAUCCAAUGGAAAAGAGAUGAUACUGUUAACCACUUCAUUCAGCAAACAUUUAAAGCAGUCUCCCUCUGCAUCCAGCUCGAUGGAGUAGCAGCAAGGCACAGAAUGGGAAUAGGGAUGGGAUGGGAUGCAAAGCUCAGACCCCGAGUGACUCACCCAUCUCCUGAUAAUCACCCUUAGCCAAUUUGCAGAGUGGAUGUAGAGGGCAAGAAGCUGUCCAGCAAGCAGCCCCGAGGCCCCAUCGUGCCCAGAGACUGUUUCCAAAAAAAAAAUCUGGAAGGCUUGGUCUCUGCCUUCAAGGAGUUUAUGAAUUAAGCAGGGAAGACAGGGCCCCACAGGCAUGAGCUAAUUUUGAGAAUUGCCACAAAGCAAGAAGGUAUAAGGAAGUGAGAAGAGCAUAAGAUUCAGAUCCUGAGAAGUUCCAAUCUCAGCUCUGCCACUUAACUCUUGGGACUCCAUUUCUUAACUUGAAAAGAAGCUGGACUAGAUUAGCUCUCAAGCCUAUGAUCAUAUAUCAACUUGGAAAGAAUGCAGAUUCUGAAGUCAAAGGGACUGAGUUCAAAUCCCAUCUCUUACUAGCACUUGCUGCCUCUGUAAUCUUAUAUAAGUCCUUUCAACUCUGAGCCUUUUCUCUCAUCGGUAAAACAAAGGGGUUGGUCUAGAUCAGUGGUGUCAAACUCAAAAAUAUCCACUAAUGUAUACAUAAAGAUUCUUGUGGGCCACCUGUUGGUUGAGUUUUUAAAUGUUAAUUACCUAUGUUUUGUUGUAUUUGUGUUAAAUAUUCUCAAUUACAUUUUUUAUCUGGUUCAGGU